UGUGCUGUGUGUAUCAGGGAGUGAGCGCAGUGGAUCUGGCCGAGCUCUUCUUUGACGUGGGUCUCCUGUUGUGGUGCUGUGCGCUGGUCUUCCUCACUCUAAACGGCUUGUGUUCUGCAUAUGUGCCCAUGAUGAUGGUGGUCUUCCCUCUGCUCUCUAAAGUGCUGCUCAGGACACACUUCAGGGCCAAAGGAGCGUCUCUGCAGUACUCUGUGUUUUAUCUGAUGGGUCUCUCCGUGCCGUACGUCCACAUCAUGUUCCUCAUCUGGGUGGUCUUUGAGAUCUUCACACCCAUUCUGGGACGCAGUGGAACUGAAAUCCCACCUGAUGUGGUUCUGGCGGCCCUCAUUACACUGGCGGCUGUCAUCCUGUCCUCAUAUCUCAUGCACCUGCUCUAUCUGUCCUGCAGCACUAAGCGGAUGUUGGCUGCUCUGGGAUCAGUGUUUGCUGUGAUGUUUGUUCUGGUCGGCUGUGGUCUGUUCUUCCCAUAUUCAGCAGAUCCGUCCAGCCCACGACCCAAACGAGUCUUCGUCCAGCACACCACUCGUGUGUUUCACGCUCUGGAUGGUUCAGUGGAGCGCUCAGACUCUGGUCUGUGGAUCAACAGUCUGGAUUAUACAGGAAUGCAGCACAUCAGCGCACACGUCCCGCAGCUCAACGACAGCAUCCGCACGCGCUGCCAACACACACUGCCGUACUGCGGCUUCCCCUGGUUCCUGCCCGUCAAAUUCCUCGUCAAGAAGAGCUGGUAUCUCCCGGCUCCAGCUGUAUCUCCUGAAGCGCCGCUGGAGUUCCGGCUUCUGUCCCGACAGCAGAGUGAAUGGGGGACGCUCAGACUCAGCUUUGAGGCUAAAGGGCCGACUCACAUGUCUCUGUAUCUACUGCCGGUGUCUGGAGCGUCUCUGAUUGGCUGGUCUUUCGGUGACGGGACGCCGCGAUUCGACCUCAGCGGAGAAUAUUUCAUCUUCUACUCACACGGUACAGACGCUCCGGCCUGGAGAUUCAGCCUGGAGGUUCAGCCGGGGGUCUCAGACGCGUCUCCUGAUGAGGGUCUGCUCUCGUUGGCCAUUUCUGCUCAUUAUUUCAGCGGUCCUGAUAAACACUCGCCGCCGCUGCACACACUCAUCAGCACAUUCCCUGACUGGGCCUUCCCUUCAGCCUGGAGCAGCACAUACCACAUGUACAGAUACUGACACUGACAACACACACACACACACACCAUGUGUACAGAUACUGACAACACACACAGACAUAUACACAUACUAGACACUGACACACACAUACAUCACAUGUGC
Danio rerio (zebrafish) is the source of this 1295-nucleotide messenger RNA. Lineage: Eukaryota; Metazoa; Chordata; Actinopteri; Cypriniformes; Danionidae. The record is from RefSeq and is a predicted model, not a curated record.